Molecule: messenger RNA, 466 nt
Organism: Drosophila obscura
Lineage: Eukaryota; Metazoa; Arthropoda; Insecta; Diptera; Drosophilidae
Gene: Urm1
Product: ubiquitin-related modifier 1 homolog
Exons: 5
Coding region: 69-368 (99 amino acids)
Biological process (GO): protein urmylation; tRNA thio-modification
Cellular component (GO): nucleus; cytoplasm
Molecular function (GO): protein tag activity
Source: RefSeq, a predicted model, not a curated record
UGCAUUGCAGCCCUGUGUAGUUGUCAUGUAGUAAAAGCAAUCCAAUUUUCUGGAAAUUUUGUAAACAAAUGGACGAUUUGAAAAUAAUAUUAGAAUUCAGCGCUGGAGCGGAACUUCUAUUUGGCAACAUCAAGCGCCGUCAGCUCUCCCUGGACGGCCAUCAAAAAUGGACCAUUGCCAAUUUGCUGAAGUGGAUGCAUGCCAACAUAUUGACGGAGCGACCCGAACUCUUCCUGCAAGGUGACACUGUACGACCCGGCAUCUUGGUUCUGAUCAAUGACACUGACUGGGAGCUACUGGGCGAACUUGACUACGAGCUGCAAGCAAACGACAAUGUGCUCUUUAUAUCGACGCUGCACGGCGGCUAACAGACUUUAAUCUCAACGCAGUUGAUUAUUAAUAAGCUAAAAGUAUAUUUUUCAUAUAGAAGCUUUAUAAAUAAAAACAAAAUACAAAAUAGAAACAA